GGCUAUGCUAACUGCCAACUCGGAUUUCUUGUCUUUCUCUUGUGGACUUCUCCCAAAGCUAGCUAGAAACACACAACAUAAAUCCCUCUCUCUCUAGUCUCUUUCUCUCCAAUCUCUCUCUAUAUAUAUCGGUUCGAUUAUUCCUUCAUCCAUUUAAUCAGACUUCGUGCCCAAGAAAGAAACAAAAAAAAAAAAUCAGAUAUCAUUGUCUUCAACCUUUUCCAUGAGAUCCAUGACAUGCACCGGGUGGUUUUGUUCUCUGAGAAGACCAGGUAGAUCACAGAAAGAAUGUGACGUGGAAAGGAAGCUAAACGUGAACGAAGAAUAUCGUGAAGCAUUCAGAACAAAGUCUUACAUCGAAAUAUGCAACAAAGCACAAGGCCAGUUAGGGAAUACAAGUACCAAAAUACCCUCUUCCUCAACACCUUCUUCUUCAGUUCCUUUAUGCACGACGCAUCUCACUGAGUUUUUGCUUGAACCUCGACAAGAGAUUAUAACAAACAUGAAGGUGCACCGUCUUGUGGUGGACUACUUCGAAGCAAGCUUAGAAGCAUGUCGUUGUUGUGACACCAUUCUUGAAGCAAUCCAAUCGACGCGACAAGCUUAUCGAAGUCUCACACGUGUUGUUAAGCUAAGCAAAGGAGCCCACCUCGAUUGCAAAGCCCAGAAGAAUGAUGAUCAUGAUAUUGAUAUUGAUAUCUAUAAAGAUAUUGCUUCCUUUGCCUUGCAAAACAAUCCUCUGUCCAACGUUGUUAGCGCCGUGCAGUUCCGUGAAAUCCGUGACGGACACAUGGCGCUCAUGCAUAGGCUGAUAUUGAAAAGAGGGAGAAUCAGAAGAAGGUUAAAUGUGAAGAGAGUUGGGAAAAACGUUGGAGGAAUCGUUCUUGUGACAUCACAUGGCGUUGUUCUGAUUAUUCUCUUAGUAUUUUGUUUCCACAGCGUGGUUGGGUUGGUGGUCGCACCGAGCAUCGUGUGUGGAUUAGUUGGUUUGUUCAUGAAGAGAAUUAGUAAAGCACGUGGUAAUAAUGAAAAAGUAAUUACCACGCGCUCUUCUAAUUCUAAUUCUGAUGAGAGGUUGUGCGAGCAACUUGAUGUUGCUGCGAAAGGGGUUUAUAUUGUGAUCAAUGAUUUGGACACUAUGAGCAGGAUGGUGAAGAGGUUGCAUGAUGAGGUGGAGCAUAGGAAAACAGUUGCUGGUGUUUGUGUGAGGAAUAAUGGGAAGUGGGAGAUUUUGAAGCGGGUGGUGUGUGAGUUUCGUGACCGGGAGUCUAGCUUUUUGGAGCAGCUGGGAGAGCUUGAGGAACAUGUUUACUUGUGCUUUCUCACCAUCAACAGGUCCAGGAGGCUCGUUAUGCAAGAAAUUACGGACACGAAACUCUAAGAGUUAUUCAAGUUUUUAAUUUUCCUUCCUAGAAAAUCUUUCUCGGGCGGGCAUGAGUUAAGUUUCAUGUGAAGCUUCUGAGAAGUCCAGGGUGGAUGGCUUAAUUAAUUUUCUUCUUUCUAUAUAUGGCUAGCUAGGUGCUUUUGAUGAGUGCUCAUUAUUUCAAAUUAAAUUGUUUCUGGUUCUUCAAUUUUCAUACUGUAAAAAGAGAUAGGAUAAAGUACAAAUUUUUUUUUUAUUUUUUUUGGUACAUUAGAAAGAUAAAUUACACCCGUCAGGAAUUAAAUCAUGGACUUUCUUCUACCCAACCCAUAUGUCUCUCAACUAUACUACUUAAGCUAUUAUGACGUCAAUUUUUUAUUAUUCUAUUAAUAACUUAUUUCUUGAUCUCCUGCUUAAUCAUAUAAUGUGUGAAAAUCUUAGUAGUUAAAGAGGAGUGUUAUAUAUUUUUAUAAUAUUUCUGUACGAGCCUAUUAGAAAAAUGGACUCGGC
Molecule: messenger RNA, 1873 nt
Organism: Lotus japonicus
Lineage: Eukaryota; Viridiplantae; Streptophyta; Magnoliopsida; Fabales; Fabaceae
Product: UPF0496 protein At1g20180-like
Exons: 2
Coding region: 224-1381 (385 amino acids)
Source: RefSeq, a predicted model, not a curated record